AUGCAAGGGGCGCCGAAUGAUUUAUUCACAUUCAAUACACAACAAUUGCUUUCCAUCUUUUCAUCAAAUGAUACAAUACAAAAGAAGAAGAAAAAAUUGUUUCAUUGCAACCAAUUUUCUCAUCAACAAAACGAUAAUGAGAUCUUAACUCCAAGUGGUUUCAUUCAUCUUAAUGAAAGUUCUUCCCUUUGGCCUGAAGUAUAA
This is a messenger RNA of Clunio marinus, 204 nucleotides long. The record is from the annotation of a GenBank genome assembly. Lineage: Eukaryota; Metazoa; Arthropoda; Insecta; Diptera; Chironomidae.